UUCGAGCUUCAGUCAGUCACCGGGAGUCAAAGUUGUUCGAUCUGUGCUUUCUCAAGUGGGAGAAAAGGGAUCCACGGAACCGUGGCGUGGGCGAAUCCCGCGGCAGCCAUGAAGAUCGAGGAGGUGCAAUCCACGACAAAAACUCAGCGCAUCGCGACCCAUAGCCAUAUCAAGGGCCUAGGGCUUGCCGAGGAUGGAGCAGCUCAGCCAGUUGCAUCUGGACUCGUUGGGCAAGAGAAGGCCCGGGAAGCAUGCGGAAUUACAGUAGACCUAAUCAAAUCCAAGAAGAUGGCGGGCAGGGCGCUUCUCAUGGCUGGAGCUCCUGGCACCGGCAAGACAGCCCUGGCUCUCGCUGUUGCUCAAGAGCUGGGAUCAAAGGUGCCUUUCUGCCCGAUGGUCGGAAGCGAGGUCUACUCUUCUGAGGUGAAAAAGACCGAAAUCUUGAUGGAGAACUGCCGUCGAGCCAUUGGGAUCCGAAUAAAGGAGACCAAGGAAGUAUACGAGGGCGAGGUGACAGAACUGACACCCGAGGAGAGACCUGAUCCCACUGGUGGUUAUGGAAAGAAGGUAACUGCAGUGAUGAUUGGGCUGAAAACAACGAAAGGUCAAAAGACCUUGAAGUUGGCGCCACAGAUCUAUGAAAGCCUUCAGAAAGAGAAGGUCACCGUUGGCGAUGUAAUCUACAUCGAAGCAAACAGCGGUGCCACACGAAGGGUGGGGCGAAGCGAUAGCUACGCUACUGAAUUCGAUCUUGAAGCGGAUGAGUACGUGCCUGUGCCCAAGGGCGACGUGCACAAGAAGAAGGAAGUUGUACAGGAUGUAACCUUGCAUGACUUGGACCAGGCAAAUGCAAAGCCUCAAGGGGGCCAGGAUUUGCAGAGUCUCAUGGGAAGCUUUUUGAAGCCGCGAAAGACGGAAAUUACCGAAAAGCUGCGGCUUGAGAUCAAUAAGGUCGUCAACAGGUAUAUAGAUCAGGGAAUCGCAGAACUGGUACCUGGUGUGCUCUUCAUUGAUGAGGUGCACAUGCUGGACAUUGAAUGCUUCACGUAUCUCAAUCGGGCUUUGGAGUCCACACUCAGCCCGAUCAUCAUUUUUGCUACCAACAGAGGUAUUUGCACGAUCCGUGGCACUGACAUUGUGUCCCCUCACGGCAUCCCAGUUGACCUUCUGGAUCGGCUUGUCAUCAUAAGGACAAUGCCCUACUCAGUGGAUGAAAUCAUUCAGGUGGUCAAUAUCAGGGCCCAGACGGAGUCUCUUUCCGUUGAGGAGGACGCCCUCGUGUUGCUGGGUGAGAUAGGUGCAAACACUUCUCUCCGAUACGUGGUGCAAUUGUUGACUCCGGCGUCAAUCCUCGCCAAAACUAAUGGCCGGGAGGCGAUUGUGCGAGAAGACAUCGAGGAGAUUGACUCCUUGUUCUUCGAUGCCAAGUCUUCGGCAAAGUUGCUAGCUGAGCAGGCAGACAAGUACAUAUCCUGAGACACAGGGUGCUUCUGCCUUCUCACUUUUUGUGCACGGCAUGAUAUUUAUAUACAUGUUCUAUCAGCAACUUCUGCCUGUUUUGCAUAGUUUGAUUAUAUAGUUUGAUUGUUUC
Molecule: messenger RNA, 1591 nt
Organism: Durusdinium trenchii
Lineage: Eukaryota; Dinophyceae; Suessiales; Symbiodiniaceae
Source: the annotation of a GenBank genome assembly